This is a messenger RNA of Aspergillus niger, 2076 nucleotides long. RefSeq lists its product as uncharacterized. NCBI's taxonomy places the organism in Eukaryota, Fungi, Ascomycota, Eurotiomycetes, Eurotiales, Aspergillaceae. Gene Ontology annotation, molecular function: zinc ion binding; DNA binding. The coding region runs from base 1 to 2076 and encodes 691 amino acids. The record is from RefSeq and is a predicted model, not a curated record. Gene Ontology annotation, biological process: DNA-templated transcription. The transcript has 5 exons.
AUGGUCGCCAAUCAUCUCCUCUCUAUUCUCUUCGCAUUUAUCUUGCGUCCUCCUGGGUCUGUUAUGAGCCAGAGAAGGGUUGGCCGCGCGUGCGACCUGUGCAACUCCUCCCGCACGCGCUGCAAUGGGGAUUUGCCUUGGUAUGAACGAAUCAUCAACUCUCCGCUACCAGCCGAAGCCCAUUGCGAUCUAGAUGUACCGAGUACUCCAUCUUCCGGAGGGAUUCAUCCAACUUCCUUUGGACCAGCCCGCGACGAGGCCUCGAUAGAUGGCGUACCAGCGGUUUCGGGCUUUCUUGCGAUGGGCCGCGAGCUACCAGAGUCACACGAGCCAGUGAACAUGAAUAAUUUCGAGGCCACUUUCGCAACAUAUCAGGCCAACAUUCCCCGGUCAUUCGACUUAUCGCAGCCUGAGUCGGGGGCGACUGCGCUGUCCCCAAUCCCUCGAUUUCCCACGCUGGCGCUAACUCCCCCGGAUGCUAGCGCAACGUCGGCGUCAAGCACGUCGUUGGCCGCGGGCUGCCGCUUUCCAUGUCUCGAGCCCCUCCUUCCUCAUCUGAAGAGUGUCUUGAGCCCAGAAGACGCUUGCAGUCUGCUCGAAACCUUCUUUACCGAGCCCGGUGAGUCCGCCGGAUCCUCCCAUAGCCCCUACGUUCUCUCCCCCGUGCUUCGAAGAUCCGCGGUCUUGGAUCCGAUCAAGCCGCGGCCGACCUCUCCAGCGCUUCUGGCAACAAUGCUUUGGUGUGCAGCGCACACGGCAAAUGGGAGACUGUACUAUAUCCCAGGAUCGCGGGCACGAAUCGUUGAUCACCUUUACUGCCUGGUGAUGUCCUUACUGCAGCGCCUGGACCCGGAUAAUUGGCGUCGCGUAAACGGGGGCUGGCAGUUGGAAAACGACUGUGUCUCCGCCCUUGAUGCUGGAGACCCAGACCGCGCUCGCAGGACUUUCGGGACUGGCCCUACCCCUACGGUAGACGAUGUCCUCACGUUCGUCAUCCUGACUAUCGUUAUUUCCGGUGGCGAAUACAAGUCAGACUGCUUGAAGUGGUGGAACAAAGCACUUCGCUUGAUCAAGCAUCUUGGGUUUCACCAGGACCCCUUGCGGACUGGCCAGCCGGAACGGGGAUCACUUCAGAUCAUCGAAGAACAAGAAGAACAACGGCGGGCUUUCUGGUUGGUCUAUGCCUUGGAUCGGCACUUGGCCGUAUCUCACAAUCGUGCCGUUUAUCUCCUCGACGCCGAAUGUAAAGUGCUUACGCCCCUACCAGAAUCUUGCUGGCAGAGGCUGCAUGCCUUUACAGCUGACACCCUGCCCUCGAGGACCUACGGCCCGCCAACUGUCAUUUCGGGAACUGGGCUCUUUGAGUACUUCCUCCCCUUGAUGUCUAUUUUGGGGGAUAUUAUCGAGUUUCGUCUGUGGCGCCACCAUCCGCGACUGAAAUUCGACGAGCAUGCCGUGGUAAGGGACAUCGAUAUUGCACUUACCAAUUGUCAUCAGAGUGUUUCAGAAUGGCUUCGCGAGGUAGGUCAGACUGCAAACGCCUCGCGACCUUCCUCGACGACUCCACGUGCCGAGGUGACAAUGGCAUACGCCUCAUAUAUUAUCAAGGUUCUCUUUGUAAUGCUGUAUGGGGAAUGGGAUGCCACCAGUAUGCUGGAAAACCAUGGGGACUGGAUCACCUCCGCACAAUUCUCUGAGUGCGCCUCUCAUUCAAUCGCUGCAGCCCAGCAAAUCUCCUAUGUCCUCUCGAUCGAUCCCGAACUGUCGUUCAUGCCCUACCUGGUGGGGAUUUAUCUUUUCCACGGCAGUCUCGUGCUUCUUUUGUUUGCUGAGCGAAUGCCUCUCGUUGGCCCGAACCCGUCGGUGGAGGAAGCCUGUGAAGUAAUCAUCCGCGCGCAUGAAGCUUCCAUCGUGACCUUGAGCACGGACUUUCAGAAAGCUUUCCGAAAGGCUUUCCGAUCGGUGCUGUUGCACUCUCGUGCCCAAGGGGAGGUGAAUACCGAGCUUAGAGCCUUGCGGCAGGAUAUAUUGUCUAUGUAUCGCUGGACAUUAGGGGACCCGGGGCUGUGUCUGUAG